AUGACAGUAGCCCCCGCGAUAAAAGGCUGGGAGACAAAGGAAACCACCCCGUUAGGUGGUGUGGAAGCGCCCAUCGGGAACACAACGACCGAAAAACUUGCCCAAAGAAAUGAACAAUUGCUGUAUUCGAAGGUGCUCGGUCAAGGAAAGAAGCGACUCCCGAGGCCUAAGAUUCAACAAAGGGAGCGAGAACAGAAAACGAACGUCUUAGAACAGCGUCGAAAUAAUGACGGGACCUACCGAAAGACCCAACCGGACGAAAUUUAUAUACUGGAGAGCACGUCCCGGGCCCAGCUAGUAGCGGAUACGCUCCGAGGCAACACGUUAGCUGGUGUUGAAGCACCCAUCCUGGAGGAAGCACUUCUGGACUCGAUACGGGACCUACAAAACUACUUAGACCGCUUUAUGACCGCAUUUGUUGACGACUUGAUCAUCUACAGUGAUAACGAGAUCGAACACCAAGAACACGUGAAGCAGGUCCUAUCGGUAACACCACGGCCGAAAAGCUCGCCCGAGGAAACGAACAAUUACUCUACUCCACGGAAGCGUAUUUAUCUCUACAGAGAAGCUACGCGAAGCUGGGCAGAGAGCUGUCUAGGGCGAAAGACAAAAUCAAAGCGCAGGAAGACCGACUCCAACAGCAUGAAAGAACGGAGACCCUUUUACAGGUCCAAGUCCUCGAUGCGCAAAGGGCCCGAAUACAAGGAACUAGUUCGACAGGCCACUAACAAUGAAUUACGCAAAUUCAAGUUCCAGAUGCCGGAUAAGACUGUUGCCGAUGUCGUUGAAAAGGAGGUUCCAGUGGAAUUCCGCCCAAAGGUCAAGGUUGACCCGGCUUCAACACAACGUUCCUCCCCGUCUGAUCCUCAAUCCUCGCUGGACGACGAUGUCGACCCAUAUCAGUUUUUAAAACUGUGGAAUCGCACGCGGGCCAGGAACUAG
This is a messenger RNA of Aspergillus affinis, 942 nucleotides long. Its product is annotated as Gag/polymerase/env polyprotein. Lineage: Eukaryota; Fungi; Ascomycota; Eurotiomycetes; Eurotiales; Aspergillaceae. The record is from RefSeq and is a predicted model, not a curated record. The coding region runs from base 1 to 942 and encodes 313 amino acids. The transcript has 5 exons.